AUGGAUAAACUUAAAGAGAAAAUAAAUACACUUAGAGAUGAACGUGAUGCAGCAAUUUCUAGUAGUGAAGAAGUAAAAAAUGAAAAUAAGAAAGUUCAAGAUGAGCUCACUGCUAAAGAGCGAGAAAAUCAUUCUCUUACAAAGAAAGUUUCACAACUUGAGUCUGACCUGGAUGAAGCUCUAAAAAACUUGAAAGAAAUUACUGAAAAUCAAGAACGUCAUAUUGCUAAACUUGAAGAAGAAUGUACAGAAAAAGAUGCACAAAUAGAAGAAAAGAAAAAGGCAUAUGAUGAAUUAAAAAAUGAAUAUGAUGAAACUAUUAAACAUCUUGAUAAUAUUUAA
Molecule: messenger RNA, 342 nt
Organism: Entrophospora sp. SA101
Lineage: Eukaryota; Fungi; Glomeromycota; Glomeromycetes; Entrophosporales; Entrophosporaceae
Source: the annotation of a GenBank genome assembly